AUGGCAACCAUCGCCCGCCCAGAACAAUGGAUGAAUACCUCCGGGGAGACAACCCCGGUAUGGGUGCAUAAAAUGCCCUUCUCCAAAUACCCCCGCUUUGAGACAUUGUCGCACGACAUCAAAACCGACGUCUGCGUUGUCGGCUCCGGAAUCGCGGGUAUAUCUACUGCCUAUGAGCUCAUCACUCGCGGCAAGAAGGUGACGAUGAUCGAGGCCCGGAAUGUGCUCUCGGGAGAGAGUGGAAGAACCAGCGGCCAUUUGUCGAAUGCCUUGGAUGAUGGCUAUAGUGCGAUCGCGAAGAAGCACGGAAGGGACGGAGCCAAACUCGCGGCCGAUAGUCACACCUGGGCUAUUGAUCGCGCGGCGGAUAUUGUCAAGAAGCUGAAAUUGGAUUGCGAGUUUAGGUAUUUGCCGGCGAUUGAGAUCUCGCAGUACCCUCGUGGAGAUCCGAAGCAUGAUAAGGAGGUGGGUGUUAUGCGGGAGGAAGGGUGGGAUGGGGAAAUCGAUCAGCGUGAUGGGGCUUUGUUCACUGGGCAGGGAACGUUCCAUCCGACCAAGUAUAUGGUUGGUAUGCUGGAGUGGCUGAGGAACCAUCCGAACUUCCAGUGCUUCACGCAUACGCGGAUGGCGUCUGUCGAAGAGAACGAUCUUGUUCAGGUGCGCACGGCUAAUGGCAAUACCAUUACGGCCAAAGAUGUGGUUCAGGCGACCUGUGUUCCCAUCCAGAAGCUGAGCGUCAUUGCCGAAAUGGAAUAUAUGCGGACAUACUGUAUUGCCAUCCGAGUCCCUAAGAAUUAUAUCGAGGACUGCCUUAUCUACGACCAAGCGGACGCAUACAAGUAUAUCCGCUUCACGGACUGCGACGAGAACGACGACUACCUGGUUAUCGGCGGCUGCGAUCACAAAGUGGGCCAGGAUCAAGUAGAGGGUCGCUUCCAAGAGCUGGAAACAUGGGUGCGGGAGCGAUUCACCAAGGCCGGCUCCGUUGACUAUAAAUGGAGCGGCCAGAUCUUUGAGCCAGUAGACUACAUGGCCUUCAUCGGAAAGAACCAAGGAAUGAACCACACCUAUGUUGUCACUGGCGAUAGCGGAAACGGUCUCACCCAUGGUAUACUGGCAGGAAAGCUGAUUGCAGACGAGAUUGAAGGCGUCCAGAACCCGUGGGCAAGCCUUUACAAUCCCGAGCGACUAACAAGUAUCGCCAAAUCACUUGGAAGCAUGCUUCAGCAUGACAUACAAAUCAACACCCAAUACAAGCGCUACCUGCAAACCGACAUUAAAGAUAUCGAAGAUCUCGCGGUGGGAAGUGGUGGUGUACUUAACAAGGCCGACCUAUCAGCACCGAUGGCCGUUUACAAAGACGAGGGAGGUCAAACGCAUCGCUUCAGCGCUAUCUGCCCUCAUAUGAAAGCGGUGCUUAGUUGGAACGCCGCAGAGAAGAGCUGGGAUUGUCCGGUUCACGGAAGUCGAUUUAGCUGCGACGGUGUCUGCGUUGAGGGUCCAGCCAAGUCGAACCUGACGCCCUUGGAUGACUUUUCGAAAACCAAACAGCAGGAGCAAGAAGCAUUGUAA
This is a messenger RNA of Aspergillus oryzae RIB40, 1572 nucleotides long. RefSeq names its product FAD-dependent oxidoreductase. The transcript is spliced from 2 exons. Lineage: Eukaryota; Fungi; Ascomycota; Eurotiomycetes; Eurotiales; Aspergillaceae. Gene Ontology annotation, cellular component: cytoplasm. Gene Ontology annotation, molecular function: 2 iron, 2 sulfur cluster binding; oxidoreductase activity. Bases 1 to 1572 code for a protein of 523 amino acids. The record is from RefSeq and is a predicted model, not a curated record.